UGUCAAUUUCUGAUUGUUGGAGAUACCAUAGUCGAUUAUGGAAGUUAAUCGUAUAAUGUGAAAUUAAUUAUAUUCAUUUAGCUUUAUAGAUUUUCAAUCUUUUUUUUAUUUAUUAAUUUUUUUAGAUUUAAAAUGAUUGAUUACAGAAGUUAUUUGCAUAAUGUAAAAUGAUUGAUUACAGAAGUUAAAAUGAGUGAAUGAUCUUUAAUUUUCUUCAAGUUUUUUCUUCUAAUAAAUUUUGGUGAUAAACAUUUUUCCUAUGUUUUUAACUGAUUGAUUACAGAAACUAAUUGCAUAAAUGUCAAACUAGUAAACAUAGUGUUUUCUUUUAUCAUUAUCUUAUCAAUUUUGUUUUUCCGUCUGAGGUAUUAUGAUCGUUUUGUUUUACAUUAUAUUCAUUUAAAUUUGAUAUUAUUUUUAUAUUGAUUUAUAUAUUAAUUUACAAAUCAUUUUUUGUUAGGAUUCAGAUCUCAUAUAUUGCGAUGUGGUUUAUAAUAUAAAUAUAAUCAACUACAUGUAACUGGAUUAAGAAGUUUAAUGUAAAAAUAUUAAUGAAAUUAUUUUUGGAUUACUAAAUUUAUAGAAAAAAACACACAUUUUUCCCUUUUAAAUAUGUUUUGGGGAAAAUAAAAGUUUUAUUUUAAUUCCCUUUAAGCUUUUUUACUCGCUUGUUCGAUUUUGAGUUUGACCUUCACGGAAGAGUUUCCUUUUUCCCCACCGCCGCAUCUUCCCCCGGCGGAGAAACCAAAAAAAAAGAACCCUAGAAAUUGGAAUUUGAUCUCUCUCUUACUCGUCCCUUCCCCGAUUCAAAAUCCGCGUUCGAUCGAUCGAUCGCAUUUGCUGGUGAGAAAUGAGUCGUCUCUCUUUCCGUCCACGUCCUUUGGACAUUCACAAGAAGCUUCCGAUUUUGAAAUCGUAUAAAGACUUUGAAGACGACGACACCCCAACUAGGAACCCUCAGCUGCUGCGUUUAGCUUCUUCCGUAGAGCUUGACCAUGAGGUGUCUCCAGUGCCAAGCAAGAAGCUUGCUUCAGAGAUACCAACGCCUCAGUUUGUUGUUGUGGAUAGUUAUGAAAGAGAUUAUUCACCUACGUUUGGUCAACCUGCUUCUUAUCUACGUGCAAGAGGAGCUCGGUCUGAGCUUGGAGAGUUUGUGGAGUAUGAUCUUGACAAUGAGGAUGAUGACUGGCUUUAUGAGUUUGAUAAAGAUAACAAGCAGCUUUCGCCUGAAAUGUUUGAGAGUAUUAUUUUUAAACUAGAGGUGUUGGAUCACAAGACGCGGGAAAGAGCAGGAGUUAUUACACCUACCCUUGGAUCUCCCGUUCCUGUGCAUUUGCAGCUUGAUGGUGCUAUUGAGGCGCUGCAAUCACUGUCCAUCAAUUAUGGAGUCUUCCAGGCUAUUUUCAACUACUGGAAAGACAAGCGCAAAAGAUGGCAGAAGCCUAUCUUACGGCGUUUGCAGCCUCCUCCACCGGUCAAUGACACCAAUCCCUACAAUGUGUUUAGACCGAGGGAGAAAGCUCACAGACUCCACACGAGAAGGAUGCAGAGGAGAGAAAACAAUGUGCAGUCAUUUGAAAAGCUUCGACAGGUUAGACGCAAUCUUGACCAAGCGAAGACCAUUCUGGAGGCCCUCAUUAAGAGAGAAGAAAAGAAGAGGGAUGUCAUGGAUGGCGAGGUUAGCCUUCAAAGAAUGCAACUCCAAUACAGGCAUGAAACAGAGCUCUUGGAAGAUACCUUGGGUCUGCCUGGGUUUCCACCAGCUACAACAUCUUACAAGUUUGGCUCAAGCGACGAGGAGUUCAUGGACUCAGAUGACUACACUAGCACUCACGUACGCACAAGACCUUCCCUUAUCUCCAACUCUCGUUUCACAAACUCAAAUCUGAAUGCAUCUCAACACGGAGGCAUAAAACAAGAAGUUAGAAGACGACACUCGCAUCACAACUGGCUUCACAAACUGGAUCCUAAUGAACCGGUGAUGCUGUUCACAAAACCGCUGGUUCCUGAGAAACUAGCAGCUGCAGGGAUAGUUCCUCCAGCACCUGAUGCAACCUCCGGUGGUCAACAACCUCAAAGGCGGUUUCAGGGGAGGAUGGGGCGUGGUGGACGGAUAAUAUUCGAUAGAUGGAAUCCUUUGAUGCAAUCUCACAUCAACUGUGGAAACUCUCUCUACAUUGCACCAAAUCACCGAUCUACCAACUUCAACUGAAGAAAAACUUCUUUUGUAAAGAAUCUUGAGUGAUAGAAGAUGUGUAAUGUAAUAACUAUCAAACACUUUGUAACUCUUAUUAGUUAAUUUUCUGAUUGUAUCCCGUUAAAAGCAGGGAACGAUUCGGUUUAAAUUUAUAAUCCGGUAAUGUCACCGGUUCAGUAAAACCAAUAGCUAUUGUGCCAGGGACUAAAUUAUAAUAAUAUCUUAAUUUCGGGACUAA
Brassica rapa (field mustard) is the source of this 2435-nucleotide messenger RNA. RefSeq lists its product as uncharacterized. Gene Ontology annotation, cellular component: NuA4 histone acetyltransferase complex. Gene Ontology annotation, biological process: regulation of transcription by RNA polymerase II. The record is from RefSeq and is a predicted model, not a curated record. NCBI's taxonomy places the organism in Eukaryota, Viridiplantae, Streptophyta, Magnoliopsida, Brassicales, Brassicaceae.